CAAUGUCGAAAGAGUUUUCUGCUGAAGAGUAUUUUCAAUCUCAACCGAAACCCAGCACUCUUUUCAAUGAUGUGGAGAGCACCCGGGAGUUCAUCCAUCGGCAUAUGGCUGAAGAUCGGAAAGUAGUUCUCAUCACGAGUGGUGGGACUACAGUACCACUCGAGCUUAAUGUUGUGCGGUUUCUCGAUAAUUUUAGUGCGGGGACGAGAGGCGCAACAUCGGCAGAGUAUUUCCUUCGGGCUGGAUAUGCGGUCAUUUUCAUGCACCGGCAAUUCUCAUUGCAGCCGUUUAGCCGUCACUAUUCCCACAGCACCAACCCCUUCCUUGACUUCUUAGAUGUUAGCGAAUCUUCUUCGCCUUCUUUCUCGUCCUCGCCAGAGGUGUUAGUCAGGCCGGAAGGAAGAGAAUUCCUUAUUCAAGUCUUGCGUGCACGAAAGGAUGCGCUUAGCAGAGGCAUGUUGCAUACUCUGACGUUCGUAACGGUCAAUGAGUACCUAUUCUUGCUAAGGGCGAUGAGCGAGGAGCUGGCGGUCAUGAAGAGGAAUGCCUUGUUUUAUCUCGCAGCAGCCGUCAGCGACUUUUAUCUACCACGAGAGAAAAUGUCGGAGCAUAAGAUUCAGUCACGAAAGGGCAGCUUGUUAAUUGAGAUGGACCAGGUGCCCAAGAUUCUGAAGCCAUUGCGGGAAGAUUGGACACCCCAUGGUUUUAUUGUGUCCUUCAAGCUUGAAACUGAUGGCUCGCUGUUGAUACCGAAGGCACAGCAGUCUCUCGAACGCUAUGGGCACCAAGUGGUUAUCGGAAAUAUGCUUCACACGCGCAAGUACGAAGUUGUUUUUGUGUCAUCUGGAGAGCAAUCGCCAUCGGGGGAAAGGACGUUCAGUGAAGAAUGGAUACGACUCAAGAAACCUGGGGCUGAAGCUUCGCAUUCUGCAACAGUUUCUGAGAUAGAGGAGCUUAUCAUUGAGAAAUUGGUCGAUUUACAUCAGAAAUGGAUCGAGAAGCAAGCCUAA
Cantharellus anzutake is the source of this 1010-nucleotide messenger RNA. RefSeq names its product phosphopantothenate-cysteine ligase. Gene Ontology annotation, biological process: coenzyme A biosynthetic process. The record is from RefSeq and is a predicted model, not a curated record. Gene Ontology annotation, molecular function: phosphopantothenate--cysteine ligase activity. The annotation marks the transcript as partial. Gene Ontology annotation, cellular component: cytoplasm; nucleus. NCBI's taxonomy places the organism in Eukaryota, Fungi, Basidiomycota, Agaricomycetes, Cantharellales, Hydnaceae. The transcript is spliced from 6 exons.